UGGGAAUCAAGUAAAAAUAAAACGACAUCGUAAUGGUCAGCUUGGGUAUGUUUUGACCAAAAUACCCCUGUUAUGUAAUUAAAUUCUCGUCAACGCCUAAUUGGAAGGAGCUUCUGCUGUGUUCGUCUUCUUCUUCAUCAUCAUCCAUGGAGUUUCCUCCAGAAGGUUACAGAAGAGGCGUUGGGAUUUGUCUUUUUAAUUCUUCUGGAAAAAUUUUUGCAGCUUCGAGGUUGAACAGGCCUGAAAUCUGGGAAAUGCCUCAGGGUGGUAUAAAUGAAGGCGAAGAUCUCAAAACUGCAGCCAAGAGAGAGCUCAUCGAAGAAACAGGAAUAGUUUCUGCAGAAAUUAUUGCAGAGCUACCCUACUGGCUUUCGUACGAUUUCUCGCCUGAAGUCAGCAUCAAACACAUUAAACACUGGGGAGUAAGAUACAAAGGCCAAACCCAUAAGUGGUUUCUGAUGAAGUUAACCGGAAAAGACGAAGAGAUAAAUCUUCUGGGCAAUGGAACUGAAAGGCAAGAGUUUGGGGAAUGGUCAUGGAUGUCAAUUGAACGGUUACUGAACCAAGCUAACAAAUCCCGGAAACCUGUUUAUGAACAAGUGAUGAAGGAAUUUGGUAAGUUCAUACAUGGAAAUGGGGAUAAUGACAUUUCUCUCAAGCAGAGUGAAACCCAAUUGGUUAGCUGAAGUAUUCAAAUUCUGCUAUGGGAAGAAGAUAAUUUUAUUUAUCGAUCAUACCACGAUCAUUAUACAACUGUAUAUCAUAUGAAUCACAGGUUCAUAGAAAAUGUUAUAUACUCAUAUCUAACUUUCAUUGUUCAAAUAAGAAUGCCUUCGUUUAAAGGUUUUGAUAA
Benincasa hispida (wax gourd) is the source of this 853-nucleotide messenger RNA. RefSeq names its product nudix hydrolase 26, chloroplastic-like. The record is from RefSeq and is a predicted model, not a curated record. Gene Ontology annotation, biological process: ribose phosphate metabolic process; nucleoside phosphate metabolic process. Lineage: Eukaryota; Viridiplantae; Streptophyta; Magnoliopsida; Cucurbitales; Cucurbitaceae. Gene Ontology annotation, cellular component: chloroplast. Gene Ontology annotation, molecular function: guanosine-3',5'-bis(diphosphate) 3'-diphosphatase activity; bis(5'-adenosyl)-pentaphosphatase activity.